Messenger RNA from Hevea brasiliensis (rubber tree), 1208 nucleotides. RefSeq lists its product as uncharacterized. The transcript has a single exon. The record is from RefSeq and is a predicted model, not a curated record. NCBI's taxonomy places the organism in Eukaryota, Viridiplantae, Streptophyta, Magnoliopsida, Malpighiales, Euphorbiaceae. The annotation marks the transcript as partial. Gene Ontology annotation, molecular function: phosphatidic acid binding.
CUUGAUCUAGAUAACAGUAUCAACCUCUUACAGCCUACGGAGAAGAAGCUUGCUAGCAUUCCAGAAACUGACAUUGACGAGUAUGAUCCGACACCAUAUGGAGGCGGAUACGACAUAGCCUUGACGUACGGACGUCCCAUCCCACCGUCUGACGAGACUUGCUACCAAAACAGCUCAUUAGUCGAUGAGAUCGACUACGAUCGCCCCAACUUCACCUCCUACGCCGAGCCCUCCGCCUACGCUGAUGAGCGUCUCCAGGAGGAAUACACUAGCUAUGCCCGUCCUAAGCCCCGACUUGAUCCUUCUUAUGGCUUCGUCCUUGGUGCUGCUGCUGGAAGGGAAGUAUUUGUUGAUGCUAAGCCUGAGCCUGCUUAUGGGUUCCAAACUGGAGUGUCAAGGCCUGGAUUCGAUUAUGGGUCUGGUGGCUAUGGCGGAAGACCCAAGUAUGAGAAGCCACCUAUUUUGGAAUAUGGGUCUGGGUACGGCCGAAUGCCAGAUUCAGAAUACCUAUCUGGUGGAUAUGGCUGGAGGCCUGAGUAUGAUGAUGGUUCUCGCAACAAGUAUGGCUAUGGUAGCGAAGAGGGUUAUAGCAGCAACAAAUAUGGAGAUGAUGACUCUGAUGAUGAAAAGAAGAAGCAUAAUCGCUACCAGCACCACCACCACAGGAAGCACUAUGAUGACGAUUGAUGGUGCCGUUGUUAAUGGGAUUCAUGCCCAUUAUUGGCUAUUAAUGAAAGGAUAGAGGCAUGUUUCUUGUUUAAUAGUCGUUUUGUUACUGUUCGCUGAUGUUGAAGCUUGGAUUAUCAUUUUUUAGAAUCUGAUGAAGUCAUAAUGCGUUGUAUUUCAGAUCAAAUUAAAUCUGACAUGGCAAUUUGGGAGACUUCAGGUCAUUAAAGCGCUGGUUUCCUUCAAAGGCUCAUUGGUCAGAGGCAUCUUUUAAUCUUUAGCAGUGAUUGUGGUUUAUGUUGUCGUUUUUUGGAGGUUUCUUGGUUCUUCUUUUAUGUUGGUUCUUAGCUUUGGAUAUUUGAUGGUUUUUUAGGCUUAGUUUUGUUGAGGGGUUGGAUGUUGCGGUUCUUUUUCUUCCUUUUUGCGGAUUUAUCUAUUGCUGGGGUUUUGGAGUUUUUACGGUACGGAUGCGUUGAAAAAAAUAAUUAACUAAAGAGAGAUAAGUUUGAGAGAAAUUAUCAAAAGAGAGUGAUAUAUGCUGA